AUGCUAACGUCAGUCAUCGGUUGCCAUUCGGGUGGAAUGUUAUUUUCGCAUUGUGUUCUAAAUUAAACAACAAAAAUGAAGAAUUUCCCUGUGUUCGUGUUUCCCGUUUCUCUAGAGUUUUAUCUGAGUGCUCGUCAUACACACAAACAGUUAUUGACUGUUUACAAUCCUUACGAUUUCUCUGUAAAUUUUAAAGUGCUAUGUACUGCUCCGAAUAAGUUCACAGUGAUCGAUCCUGAGGGGUUGAUAGCUCCACAAAGCUGCAUUGAUAUUGUUGUGCGUUACACCCAACCGUCUGUCUUGCAUUGCAACACGACUGAGAAGUUUCGAAUAACUAUGUACGACAGAAAUACCCAGCAGGCACUGGGCAAGAGGGACAUCCCGACAAAAUUAUUAGAAGGUGAACCCAUAAACCCUACCCUGGAGAGCUUAGGGGACAGUUUCCACCCCCUGUCUUCUAGAGUGACCCCCCAGAAACAGGCGGAAGAACAUAUGCAUGUCAAAUGCAACCAUCUACAUCACAGAGAACAUCAGCCAGUGAACGUAGUGGCAGUAGCAGUGAGCAUAUGCUGCAUUGCCGCACUCCUGCUUCCGACCCAGCCGGAAACAGUAGUUGAAUCACAGUUCCCGGAGUGGCUCCACAUUGGAUCCAACCUCAAACUAGUGUUCUCCUUCGUCCUAGGGCUUGUCAGUAUGCUAGUACUACGACCAUAAGACCUAUAUUUUAGACCUAAAUUUCUGUGUAUGCUUUAAUACUUGUAUUCUUUAUGGACCGUUUUGAAAUCCUGCAUGUACAAACUUUAAUAUAACAGGGAUUGUUUUAUUUGUUAUUUGCACAUUUUGCAAAUUAUUAUAAAUGCUUUCAAAGCAUAG
Cydia amplana is the source of this 873-nucleotide messenger RNA. RefSeq names its product motile sperm domain-containing protein 1-like. Lineage: Eukaryota; Metazoa; Arthropoda; Insecta; Lepidoptera; Tortricidae. The coding region runs from base 76 to 714 and encodes 212 amino acids. Gene Ontology annotation, cellular component: cytoplasm. The transcript is spliced from 4 exons. The record is from RefSeq and is a predicted model, not a curated record.